Molecule: messenger RNA, 10642 nt
Organism: Gadus chalcogrammus (walleye pollock)
Lineage: Eukaryota; Metazoa; Chordata; Actinopteri; Gadiformes; Gadidae
Exons: 2
Coding region: 550-1533 (327 amino acids)
Source: RefSeq, a predicted model, not a curated record
GGCUGGAUGCGGCGGUUCGCAUUGUAUUCUCUGCGCCCGUGUUUAUUAUGGAACUGCCUGUCAAUAAAUAUAGUUUGUUGUAUUGAACGUUACCUGACGGUGUCUGUCUCCCUAUGUUCAGCGCCUUUGAGCCAAGGCGUUUGUGACAUUUGGGGGCUCGUCCGGGAUCAGAAGAUCCGGUAACUGUCUGUGUUUAAGGCCCAUGUUGGCUGUGAUAGCGACGUGCGGUAAAUUAGACUAGGCUACUUGGAGUUCCAUGGCCUGUUGUGGCGUGGGGUUCCGGAGACGGAGUCUGGACCGGUGGUCACCGCUGCAGAGUAAGGCUGCAUCGACUUUGGUCGGGAUGGCUGGCAUCUGACGAUAUUGGUGGGUGUGCAUUUCUUUUGUUGACUAAUCCACGGUUCUUGGACUCCGUCAGAAGAUAGGUGAGUUUAGGCGGGGGGUAAUUGUUUAGGGGGACGCUCUGUAAUUGGUUUUCCCUACUGUGCUAGCCGCGUUGAACCUUGUUUGGAUCGUAUUUCUUUUUCGUUUGGUUAUGGAAGGUUGGUUAUGAGCGCAUUGGAUGCAUUUUGGGAAGCUCCAUUGGAGAGCUUGUUGUUAACACUAACGGUUCAGCAGUUAAUAGAGGUUGCAGAACGGUAUUCCAUUGAGAUUACGUUGCCGAAAACUGCCAGGAAGGACUGUUUGGUAGAUUUGAUUUGUGAGAGUUUAAAGGUAAAAGACGUGUUGCCCUUCUUUUGUUAUCCGAUUGUUGAUCCAGUUAUGGAGCAGUCGCCCGGUCAGAAAUCUGAAUCCGCUAUGGCUUAUAGUGUGCUUACUUUUAAGGAGCAAAAAGUUAUUUUGCAAAUGCAACUCGAGCAGAAGAGAUUUGACGCGGUGGAAAGGGAGCAGGAACGUUUGUUGGAGCAGGAUAGAUUACAGUUGGAACGUCUUCGCCUGGACCUGAUGGCGGAGGCGAAAUAUGGGAAUUCCAAGCAGCCAUCGAAUCUAGCGAGUAUGGUUAAGUUUCUCCCUAAGUUCAAUGAGAGGGACCCAGAUGUUUCUUUUUCCCUGUUUGAAAGUGUCGCUAGUGAUCUGGAGUGGACUGGUGAGGACCAAGUUUUAUUGUUGCAGACUGCCUUGUACGGGAAAUCUCAAGAAGCAUAUGUCGCUCUGUCCGCAACCGAUCUGAAGAGUUAUAAAACUGUUGAGGAGGCGGUGCUGAAAGCGUACAAGCUUGUCCCUGAGGCUUACCGACAGCGUUUUUGGAAUCACGAAAAGUCGGAAAAACAAACAUAUACUGAGGCAGCCAGGGAGCAGUCCAGUUUGUUCCACCGUUGGCUUGCAGCUGAGGCUGUUGAUGAUUUCGAUUUGUUGUGUAAUUUAAUGAUUGUGGAGCAGUUCAAAAACAUCUUGCCCGAAAGGGUGGCUACCUAUGUAAACGAACAUAGAGUAAAAACUGUCUCUGAGGCCAGUUCUCUUGCCGUUGGCUAUGUCUUGACACACAAGAGUUACCUGCGUGAGUUUUCUCCACGCAAAGACUAUUAUCGGUGAGAGCAGCAACCAGCUUUCCAGCGACGCUCUAGUCAGGGUAACACAGGACCUCCCGUGAGGUUUAAUUUCGGAUCUGGCGGAAAAAAUAAAGAUGGUCAUUUUGACAAUACUUGCCGUGAGUGCCACAAGCCAGGGCACUUCAGACGUGAUUGUCCUGAUUCGGCCCGUAAACAGCCUACGACCAGCACAAGAGAGGUUGGUUGUGUGUCCUCGGUUAGGUUUGGUCACAAGAAAAGUGUGAAUGCAGGUACGGGCGAACUGUUACGUUCCGGGUGUUCUACUCUAUCAGGCGAAGAUGAAAGCUUGUGUGUGGUGCCUAGGACUGUUCCUGACGCUGUUUAUGCUCCUUUUGUUAGUGAUGGGUUUGUGUCGUUGGUUGGUGACUCUCAGAGAGUGCCAGUCAAAAUAUUGCACUGGAGCCUCAGAAAGUUUAAUCCGUCAGGCUGUGCUCGCCUUUUCCUCAGCCUCAGACACUGGUGGUACGGUCUUGAUUCGAGGAAUUGGGUUGCAUUCGUUUCCUGUACCUCUGCAUAGGGUCGACCUAGAUCCGGUUUCGUAAACGGAGAAGUGACGAUCGCUGUUCGUCCUUCGCUGCCUGUGGAUGGCAUUGAUUUGAUUUUGGGCAAUAGUUUGGGACAUGGUUCUGUUUUUCCUUUUCAAUCUCCGCCACCGCCUGUGGUCAGUAGGCCUACAGGAGUGGAACUGUCAAUUGAGUCUGACAAGUGUUCUGAGGAGUUCUCGGAGGUGUUCACUGCCUGCGCGGUGACUCGUGCUGUGGCUCGUGCGCAGGUAGAGGAUUCAUCUGGUGUUCCUGUGACGUUGGCGAAAAUGUUCAUUCCAGAGUUACCAGCGCCAUUAUCUGUGGAUAAGGUCAUUGAGGUUCAGAAAGAGGACACCACCUUGGAAAGGUAUUUUGCGAUGAUUGUGGAUAAUCAGGGUGUGGAGCAUGACUAUUUUGUCCAAGAUGGGUUGCUGCUUCGCAGGUGGUUGCCUCUUGCAGGUACUGCGUCCGGUCAAGUGGUGCAGGUGGUAAUGCCUGAGAAGUAUCGUGAUCUAGUGUUGAAGGCCACUCAUGGGGAAACUUCCGGACAUUUUGGGGUAAAGAAAACGUAUAACCAUGUGUUGCAGCAUUUUUACUGGCCUCGCAUCAAACGGGAUGUUGCGAGAUUUAUCAGAUCGUGUCAUGUUUGCCAGGUCGCGGGGAAGCCCAAUGAGACAAUUAGACCUGCACCAUUGAGGCCUAUCCAAUCUGUUGGUACUCCUUUUGAGCACCUGAUCAUUGACUGUGUUGGGCCCCUGCCAAAGUCAAAGUCUGGCAUUGAGUUGAAGCGAGAUUGGGCAGAGGGUUUACCAUGGCUCUUGCUGGCGGCACGGGCAGUCGUGCUGGAAAGUACGGGAUUUAGUCCUAGUGACCUCGUCUUUGGUCACAAGGUACGUCCACCUCUGUCUGUCUUGGGCAGUGAGUUGGGCGGUACAGAACCACCAGAGAGCUUCGCCGACCAUGUUCAAGGUUUUCGUCGCAAGCUGUUCCUUGCAUGGAAGAUGGCGAGCGAAAAUCUGGGUCGUGCUCUUAGGAGAAUGAUGACACCGUAUGACCGUGGCCAGGAAAAUGUAAUGGAGUGAGGGUGAAUGUCUGUCUGUCUGUCUCAUGUCAUGUUCCGCUUCAGGUGUCCCGUGUAUCCAGGCGCCGGAUAUGUGGGAGAGUGGAGGCGGUAAUAAGGUUGUGAGUAUGACUGUUUGUGGAGUGUUUGGCUGUUGGUUUGGUGUGCAUUUGUGCAACAUGUGUGUGUCUUCCUCUAGGCCUAUGUGUGUUAUUAAAAAUAUGUUUUUUUUAUGGGUUUAUAUGGGCAAGGAUAAAAUAACUUGUGGUGAUUGGUAUUUUGUAAUGUUUUUCCCAGAAGCCAAUGAGGUGGGCUCCUGUCUUUUGGGGGGGAGUGAUGUGACGCCCCGCUCUGUUCCUUGGCCGCUAGGCCUAUUCCUCCCUCUGCCUGUAGGGUAUAGGAAUAGGCUUGUAUAUUGUUUAUGUAUUGUACUGUUCCCUUUGGCCUGCAGGAGGAGCUUGAGUGUUCCCGGCGUAACGAGGGAAUUGCACGCAGCCGUGUUCUGGCUGCCGGGAUAAGGGCAAUGUCCUGUGGCCCCAUUCUCUCUCUCUAGACGCGGGUUGACGGCUGGAUGCGGCGGUUCGCAUUGUAUUCUCUGCGCCCGUGUUUAUUAUGGAACUGCCUGUCAAUAAAUAUAGUUUGUUGUAUUGAACGUUACCUGACGGUGUCUGUCUCCCUAUGUUCAGCGCCUUUGAGCCAAGGCGUUUGUGACAAUUGCAUUGAUGAGCUUUGAUUGGCCCAAUGAGCUACUGCUGAAUGAGCAUGAGACCCCGGUUGAUUGGUUGGCUAGCGAUGUUGGAGCUUAUAACAUGUACCAGCUGAAAAAUGUUACAUAAAACUUCAUAAGAAAGCCUCCGUCUGAGCUAUUCUAAAUGGUUUCAGAAGUAAAACGUCUACGUCGUACUACACGUGAUUAGUGGAAUGUUUUCUGGAAUUGGACCUUAAAUAUUUGAUGGUGAUUCCGACUUUUCGGGGGGCGCAAAGAAGAGGACAUGGCUGAUGGAUUUCGGCGUCCUGAUCCGCUGGUGUUCAAUGAGAAAUCGUGGAUAAGUGGCAAGCAUUCGAACAGGAAUAUGACAUCUUCAUAGCUGUAGCUUACAGUGACAAGCCAGAUCGGACGAAAGCCUACAUACUCCUCAAUCUAGCGGGAAGCGAGGCUAUCGAGAGAGAACGCACUUUUACCUAGGCUGUGGCUCAGCUGGACGAUGAUGGCGACGUGGUCCGCCCAGCUGAAUUGCGGGAGAAUCCAGAGUGUUUGAAACAAAAGUUCAGGGACAUUUGCAAUCCACAAACGAACAUCACGAUGGAGAGACAUUCUUUUAUUGUGAGUAAGAAUUAAAAAUAAACUAAUAGCCUAAUAUUACUGCCUGCAACACUCAUCAUAUGAUGUCGGGCUAAUUCAAAUAGCCUAUGUGCAAUGGAAACACCAACUCUGCAAAGUCAAAAAUUUCAAAGGACAGGUUCGACAUUAUAGGGAAGUUAUUUCUUCCAUAUUUUAUUUUAACAAUCUAACAACAAUUUAACAACAGGCUUAGCGAGUGCAUUGCCAAUACAUGAAAAGUAGAAAUACAUGUCAUCAAUAAAGCAGACCUUCGAUUUGGAACUUGGCCCGACGAUGUGUGCAAAUCUCUCAAUAACAACACUUUUGAAAUCAGGUAUUUCUCAAUAACAGCUGUUUAAAUCAGGUAUGAAAUCAGGUACAAUUUUCUGCUGAAAUAAAUAAAUAAAUAGGCUUCAAUGCCGAAAGAUACAGGCGGAGUAACAACAUUCCUAGAAUAUGACCAUGGGGCAGACUACUUUACGACCAUAUGGGCGUCUUAUAGCGCGGAUUGCAAUUCUUAUUGCAGCCUGAAGGGUUAUGCGAGAAACAUAUGGAGGGACGCGGUCGUUGAGCUCCCCUGCCCCACAUUGCAUGACACGUUAAACUCAACUAGAAUCGCCACCAUCAAUUUGAUAUCAACAGACCAAAAAUAGUCGGAAAGCCUACAGAAACUAUAGAUAGAUAAUGUGCAAUCACAUCAUUAAAAAUAUAAACGAUUUACUGAGGAAAAAUUUUUUUUGGGAGCAUGCUUUUGCAGGAAGUUCGCCGCCCCACCUGCCCAUAUUGACGGCACGCGUCUGCUUUCAACACAAGUUCGAUCUGACGUUGUUCUACAAGAAAGGCAAAGAGCUCUACCUGGCAGACACGCUGUCACGUGCACCAAGAGAGACCACAACACCUCACAGAGCAGGAAGACCUCGAGGUGAUGGCAGUACAGCGCAUCUCAUCCUCUCGCCAGGAUGAGCUACACAACCACACAAUGGAAGAUGUGACUUUACAAACACUGACUAACAUCAUCAGACAUGGAUGGCCAGAACGGCUGAGCAGUGUACCAGCUACAGUGAAGCAGUUCUUCCCAUUCCGAGAUGAGCUUUCCGUGGAAGAUGGAAUAAUAAUGAAAGGGACAAGAGCAGUCAUUCCACAAAAGCUCCACAAAAAAUACCUCACACUGCUACACAAAGGCCAUCCUGGUGCAGAGGCCACCAAGCGACGAGCACGCAAUGUGGUGUUUUGGUCGACAAUGACAAAAGACAUUGAUAACUUCGUACAGUCAUGUAGCACAUGCAAUGCCUUGAAAUCUCAUCAGCCAAAGGAGCCAUUGCAACUACAUGCGGUCCCAGAGCUCCCCUGGUCAACAGUAGCAACAGAUCUAUUUGAAUGGAACAGCAAUCACUACCUCGUCCUAGUUGACUCAUAUACAGGAUGGUUUGAGAUGGACCAACUAAAGAACAUCACGUCACAGUGUGUGAUUAACAAGCUGUGUUAUGGACUGAAUUAGUGUUGCCCUCAUUUAUAUCCUGCACCCCGGAACCUUUGUGCUUAUACCAGGGUACCCCGCCGGGUGGUUCUAGGGAUUGCUCUGCACCUGUCGUUCUCGUGUAUACUUUGGCUGUUAUGCUGUGAGCAUGGUUUCAGUAAAGACGUUAAACUGAGUUACAUGUGUGCGUGCAUUAUUGCCCUCGGGUUACCACACUUUUGGCGACGAGGAUUAAAACAUCGAUGACGGAGAACCGGGUAGUUAGUGUCGAAGAAAAAGUUUCCGUGUAACUUUCGAUAGCAGCAUGGCUACGGCCACGGUCGGCACGCUCAGUGAAUUCGUCCAGCUGGAUGGUGACUGGAUUGAAUAUGUCGAGAGACUUGAACACUUUUUCCUGGCGAAUAACAUUGAGGGGGGGGAAAGGAAAAGAUUGAUUCUCCUGAGUGCGUGCGGUGCCAAGACGUACAAGUUGAUACGCAACUUAGCAACGCCACGGAAGCCAGGCAAACAAUCAUUCGAAGAGUUGGUGAAGCUGGUGCAAGAGCAUCACAACCCCAAGCCGUCAGUGAUUGUUCAGAGCUUCAAGUUCCACACGCAUUCACGCAAAGCUGGAGUUUCAGUUGCUGCAUUCGUGGCGGAGCUGUCGGAAUAUUGUGAGUUUGGACCGGUGCUUGACGACAUGCUACGGGACUGUGGUAUCAACAAUGACAGCAAUCAGCGCCGAUUGCUAGGUGAAGUCACGCUAACUUUCAAGAAAGCGCUGGAGAUUGCUCAUGCAAUGGAAACGGCAGCUAUCAACUCUAAAGACAUUCAAGCAGCUAACGCCAGUGUACCACAGGGCGCCGUUCACCGUCUGUUUAAAGAAGGGAGGGGCAAGCCGAUGACGUCAGUUGAGUGUUACAGGUGUGGGGGAGCGCAUCUUGCUAAUGACUGUGGUUUUAAAGAUGCCGCUUGCCACAACUGCCAGAAAAAGGGGCACAUAGCCAAGAAGUGCAGAGGUGCUAAAAAGCCAUGGGAAAAGGAGUGGGAGUCAAAACCCCAAAUGAAAACGCAUCAUGUGCAAAGUGAAGAGCCGGAGGAGCAGUUUAAAACGCAGUAAAUGUGUUUUCCAGGCUCCAAGUGUCACCUACCUGGGUCACAGGAUUUCCGCUCAGGGUCUUUCCCCCAUGAUAGAGAAGGUGAGGGCGAUAAAGGAGGCUCCUUCUCCAAAGAAUGUGGCAGAGCUCAGGUCAUUCUUGGGCUUAGUGAACUAUUAUGGGAAGUUCUUGCCUGAACUCUCCACUGUGCUCGCCCCCCUGUAUCAGCUGCUGCACAAAGACUGUUCCUGGAAUUGGCAACAAGCUCAAGAGACAGCUUUCCAGCAGGUAAAAUAACUGUUGCACUCAGCAACGCUACUCGUGCACUUUGACCCAGACAAAGAAGUUGUCUUAUCCUGUGAUGCAUCACCCUACAGCGUGGGGGCGGUUCUUUCGCACUGUAUGGAGGACGGAGAUGAAAAGCCUAUUGGGUACGUGUCUCGCACUCUCACAUCAGCAGAAAAGGGUUACUCUCAGCUAGAGAAAGAGGGGCUAGCUGUAGUAUUUGCUGUGAAACGGUUCCACCAGUACCUGUAUGGUCGCCCAUUUACCAUUUUUACCGACCAUAAGCCCUUGCUGGGCCUGUUUAGUGAGACUAAGGGUAUUUCACCCAUGGCGUCAGCAAGAGUGCAGCGCUGGGCAUUAACUUUGUCAGCGUAUCAGUAUCACAUUGUGUUUAAAGCAGGAAGUGAAAAUGCAAAUGCAGACGCGUUCAGCCGUCUUCCCCUCCCAGAGUCACCGAGCCAAACUAACCUUCUUCCAGUGACUGUGUUUUUGUUAGACAGGCUGUCUGACUCUCCGGUGACAGCAAAGCAAAUCAAACUGUGGACUGAAAGAGACCCGGUGCUGUCACAAGUAAAGAGAUGGCUGUUGCAGGGCUGGCCAGUAACAGUUCAGCUGGAGGAGCUCAAGCCCUAUGUCAAGCGUCAGCUGGAGCUAAGUGUGCUUGAUGGCUGUAUCCUCUGGGGCUUCAGGGUGAUUAUUCCACCUGCAGGACGGGCUCAGAUAACGGAAGUGCUGCAUGAAGCUCACCCCGGGGGGUCGAGGAUGAAGAGCCUCGCCAGGUCGUUUGUGUGGUGGCCUGGGAUGGACAGUGCUUUGGAAGAAAAGGUAAAAGCAUGUUCACAGUGUCAAAGUAACCAGAAGAUGCCCGCACCUGCACCUCUCCACCCAUGGGAGUGGCCGGCACGUCCGUGUCCAGGCUCCACCUGGAUUUCGCUGGUCCGUUUAUGGGUCACAUGUUCCUGGUGCUGAUGGACGCUCAGUCAAAGUGGAUGGAAGCACACAUCAUGUCAAAUAUCACAGCCCCAGUUACCACUGACACGCUCAGAAGCAUCUUUGCCACCCACGGGCUACCAGAUACGGUUAUCAGUGACAACGGGCCCACUUUCACCAGUGAAGUUUUCAAAGAGUUUGUUGAGAAAAAUGGAAUCCGACAUAUCCUGAUUGCACCAUACCAUCCUGCUUCCAACGGUUUAGCAGAACGUGCUGUUGAGACACUGAAAGAUGGACUGCGGAAAAUGACAGGGCACACGCUGGAGACUAAGCUGGCCCGUUUCUUAUUCCAGUAUCGGAUUACUCCACACACAAACACAGGUUUUCCUGCAGCAGAGAUGUUGCUGGGGAGAAAGCCCAAAUCUCAUCUGGACCUCCUUCGCCCGGAUGUAGGAGCAAAAGAUGCCCGAUCACAGGAGAACCAAAAAGUGAGACGGGACCAACACGCAAGAUAGCGGUUUUUACAGCAGGGGGACUGUGUGUAUGUCAAGAACUUUGCCAGUGGCUCAAAGUGGCUGCCAGGAGUUAUUCACCGCCAGUCUCGUCCAGUUUCUUUUGUGGUUGACUUGUUGGAUGGCAGGUAGGUUCGCAGGCACCAAGAUCACGUGCGUGUUCGCACCGAUUCAGAGGAGAAGGGGUCUCAGAGUGUUUCGCACAAGGACAGUGUGAGCAGCUCUAUGGAAUUUGUUGCACCUGUGUGCAUUGAUGGACUGUUGGGGCCCCCGGAUGGACUGUCUGAGCAAACUGCCUCCCCUGCCCCUGCCGCUGCCCCAAUUCCUCCCAUUGCAGCACAGUCUGUAACCCAGUCUAUGGACUCUACUGUUGCACUGAGAAGGUCAGAGCGGCAACACAAGCCUCCAGAGAGGCUGAACUGUUAAACUAAAAAAAAACAUUUCUUUGAGAUCGUUUUAUGCUUUGUUUACAUUUUUAUAAUUUAUCUACCACAUUUAUUCAUUAUUAGUCACAGGAUAUGUCUAGCUUGUGUGGGGGCUGAUGCACGGAGCUGAGUGGAGAAAGAUAUCCUGGAUUGUGUGUGACGCCCGUGUUUUUUUUUUGUCCCCUUUAAAAUAAAUAAACCUCCAUAACUCGACUCCUGUGUGUGCCUCACUCUACGAAUACAAGGGACAACGCAGAAACCCAUCGGUUACACAUACAUACAUGCAUACAAACAUACAUGCAUACAUACAUAUAAUGUGUGUAUACAUACAUACAUACAUACAUACAUACAUACAUACAUACAUACAUACAUACAUACAUACAUACAUACAUAUUUAAUGUACAGUAUAAUUGUUUUAUCGCAAACAUUUAUUUUCCAAAUAUUAAAGGAGCAUUUCACCGGUGGAGGCAUGAAUAUGUAUUAAAAUUGGGUCCUAUAUGUAGGCGAAUAAUAAAAUAAAAUUCUUAUUCGGUGCCUUCUUGACCGAGAAAAGGCAGAAAGUGACUUUUAGGCGCUUGUGGACUGUAAACAACAACUCCCACCAUGCACCACGAUGCACAGCUUCGCUGGCCACUCCCGCUGAUCUAGAUCUCCGCCUAUCGGACACCUCGCUGUUCCAUCUACCAAGCUGAUACCGCAAGACUGCUUGAAUAUCAUUUCACUCACCAUUUCUAGUGAAGAGUACUAGUUGGUGAAAACGAUCAGAUUUCGUUUUAUGCGGUUCAGGGAUAUCUCCGUAAAGACGGAGUCAUUUCGUAACCGCAUCGAGCUGUAGAAACGCUGUAGUAAAUAUUCAAGGCGCUGGUUCUCCACAGAAACAAGUGGAGCGCAUCAAGCCUGCGCGCUGUAUACAAACAUUCAGUCACGAGGAGAUUCAACCUUUUAAAUUGAGCAGAAAUACUUUUUAAUGAAUAGUUAGUAAUUACAUUCAUCAAGGGGCUUUAUUUAAAGCUACAAAAAGAAUACAAAUAAAAUAAUAAAUAAAAAAUUCAACACAACCCUGACGUCUCCAGCUGGUGGGGGGCUAAUGCCAUCAAGCGUUUCAGACAUCGACACGAAUCCUAACACGAAACUGCAUAGAUCCGGAUAGAUUUGAAACCACCUCCGAGGGUGGUUUCAGAAAUGUGCGGUUUCGGGCACCGGAUUCGCCGGCUCCGUCUGGACGGUCGGCCGAACGGACAAGACUUAUGCAAUGUUGAGUUAUGCACUAACGUUUGAAUUAGCGGUAUCAGACUGUGUUUCUUUUACGUGUUUACAACUGAACAAGACUGGGAGAUAUUGUUAAUAUGCACAUUAACGUUUGAACAUCGUUACCAUGGGAGUGAACGGAGUUGUCAGAACGCUUAAUAAAGUUUGACUUUAUCUGACUGUUUUGUUGACAUUCCCUUUAGCACAGCUCCAUCUAGUCAAUGCAUAACGCAA